Cyphellophora attinorum is the source of this 1350-nucleotide messenger RNA. Its product is annotated as Adenosylhomocysteinase. Lineage: Eukaryota; Fungi; Ascomycota; Eurotiomycetes; Chaetothyriales; Cyphellophoraceae. The record is from RefSeq and is a predicted model, not a curated record. Gene Ontology annotation, biological process: L-methionine cycle. The transcript is spliced from 2 exons. Gene Ontology annotation, cellular component: cytosol. Gene Ontology annotation, molecular function: adenosylhomocysteinase activity. Bases 1 to 1350 code for a protein of 449 amino acids.
AUGUCCGCCCCAGCACAGAAGUUCAAGGUCGCCGACAUUUCGUUGGCGGCCUUUGGCCGUCGCGAGAUUGAAUUGGCCGAGAUUGAGAUGCCAGGUCUCAUGAACAUCCGAGAGCGAUACACAUCCGACCAGCCUUUGGCCGGCGCCCGUAUUGCUGGCUGUCUUCACAUGACCAUCCAGACCGCCGUCCUAAUCGAGACCCUCAAAGCCCUUGGUGCCGAAGUAACCUGGUCAUCAUGCAACAUCUUCUCUACACAAGAUCAUGCUGCAGCUGCCAUUGCUGCUGGCGGCACACCAGUCUUCGCCUGGAAGGGUGAGACCGAGGAAGAGUACAACUGGUGCUUGGAGCAACAAUUGAAGGCCUUCCCCUCUGGCAAAUCCCUCAACCUGAUUCUCGAUGACGGCGGCGACCUGACUGCACUUGUCCAUGAGAAGUACCCGGAGAUGCUCAAGGACUGCUACGGUGUCUCGGAGGAGACGACUACCGGUGUCCACCAUCUCUACCGCAUGCUCAAGAAGGGUGGCCUGCUCGUGCCUGCCAUCAACGUCAACGACUCAGUCACCAAGUCCAAGUUCGACAAUCACUACGGCUGCAAGGAGUCUCUCAUCGAUGGCAUCAAGCGUGCUACAGACGUCAUGAUUGCUGGCAAGAUCGCCAUCGUCGCCGGCUUCGGUGACGUCGGCAAAGGCUGUGCGGCGUCCCUGCACGCCCUGGGUGCACGUGUCAUCGUGACUGAAGUUGACCCCAUCAACGCACUGCAAGCCGCCAUGAGCGGAUUCGAGGUCAACACCAUGGACGAAGCCGCCAAGCUUGGUCAGAUCUUCGUAACCACAACUGGCUGCCGUGAUAUCCUGGUUGGCCAGCACUUUGAGGCCAUGCGCAACGAUGCCAUCGUCUGCAACAUUGGCCACUUCGACAUCGAGAUCGAUGUUGCAUGGCUCAAGAAGACCGCCAAGUCCGUUCAGAACAUCAAGCCCCAAGUCGACCGCUACACCAUGCCCUCCGGCCGCAACAUCAUCCUGCUCGCUGAGGGCCGUCUCGUCAACUUGGGAUGCGCGACCGGCCACUCAUCGUUCGUCAUGUCGUGCUCAUUCUCAAACCAGGUCCUUGCACAGAUCAUGUUGUACAAGGCUGAGGACGAGAAGUUCGGUGCGAAGUACCCCGAGUUCGGCAAGGUGGGCAAGAAGGAUAUUGGUGUCUACGUCCUACCCAAGAUUUUGGAUGAGCAAGUCGCUUUGCUGCACCUGGAGCAUGUCAAUGCCAAGUUGACGAAGCUCACCGAUGUGCAGGCCGAGUAUCUGGGUCUGGACGUCAAGGGACCCUUCAAGUCGGAGAUCUAUCGCUACUAA